AUGUACGGGCGACCGUGCAUCCGGCGUCACUCACCGGCAGCGGAAGACGAUGACGCGGUCGCCACAAGCAGUAUUGGCGCCACCGACAGCCCCUUCGCCGCCACCGCCGGCGCCGCCACUGCCGUACCAGCCUCCGUACCAUCUGCCACCGGGGGAGUUCCCGGGGUGUUGGGGCGCCUGCGACCCCGCACCCCGCGCGCGUUCCUGCUCGCCGACUUGCCGCGCGCGGCUCCUGCGGCAAACAACAAGAACAACAAGAACAACAACAACAACAACGAUAACAGCAACAACAGCAUCCGCAACCACGCUGCGGCAGCGGCACUAAGCGCCGGCGGCGGCGGCGUGGAGCCCAGUUACACACCGGAUUCGUCCACGCCAAGAUCCGGUUCCGUCGGCAAUGCACAGGUCAGCUACAGCUCCGCCGGCGGCGCCGCUACUGGCGGCACCGCCGCCGUCGCCGCCGCUGCUGGCGGUGGUGGCGAUGACUUGUACUCCUUUGAAGCCACAGGUUCGGGACGGUCGGCGAUGGAGUACCAAGCCAUGACGUCAGCGCUGCCGCCGCCGUCGCCACGCCGCCGCCGCCACGACGGCGACGGCGGUGACCGCGGGCUCAAGAGGGCAUCGCGGGGUUUACAGCACACGCGGACGAUAACACGAUACGGCAGCCUGGCGGCGGCGCUGGCGCACACAGGCGACGGCUCGCUCAGCGCCGCAUCCUGGCUACAGCCACCACCGCCGGUGACGCCGCCGCCACCGUCGCGAAACAGCGUCCCGCAGCAGCAGCGGCCGGAGCAGCAGCAGAUGUUGACUCAACAGCUAUCCGAGUCGUACGGAUCUCAAUAUGUCGUAUCCACGUUGCAAAACAUGUACGGCGGAUCUACAGGGCUGAGGCCGCAGCUGCAAGCCGGGACGUGGGGUCAGGAAAGGUCGAUGCCGACGCCGACGCCGCCGACGACGACGACGCAGCAGCAGAGGCAGGCGGAGGUGUUGGCGGAGAGCGGCUACCGGGUGCUGCUACAGCUGGCAGCCGCCUGGUCCCCGCGCGCCGAAGUCGCCAAGUCGCCGAAAAGGUUCACAGCUGGCGGUGACGGCACGUCCUCACUGUACGGCGGCGCCCGUGUAGCCACGGCGGCGGCGCCUUCCGCCGCUGAUCGCGCUACUUGGGCGCUACAGGGUGGUGGCGGCAGCCGCCUCAAUGAC
Volvox carteri f. nagariensis is the source of this 1200-nucleotide messenger RNA. RefSeq lists its product as uncharacterized. The annotation marks the transcript as partial. The transcript has 4 exons. The record is from RefSeq and is a predicted model, not a curated record. Lineage: Eukaryota; Viridiplantae; Chlorophyta; Chlorophyceae; Chlamydomonadales; Volvocaceae.